This is a messenger RNA of Parnassius mnemosyne (clouded apollo), 1065 nucleotides long. Lineage: Eukaryota; Metazoa; Arthropoda; Insecta; Lepidoptera; Papilionidae. The record is from the annotation of a GenBank genome assembly.
AUGCUUCAUCCAUCUCAGACUCGUUGGCUCUCACUUGUUGCAGUUGUGGAAAGAAUACUCGAACAGUGGGAUGCAUUGAAACUCUUCUUCACAAACACAUGGCUCAGCGAGAAGCUCGUUUCAACAGAAAUCAUAUUUAAUAACUUAAAUGAUCCAUUCAUCAAAUUAUACUUUAAUUUUCUCGCAUGGAUUUUACCUAAAUUUACAGAGUUUUACAAAUUUUUCCAAUCAGAAAACGUUGUGAUAACUUCGCUAAAUGACAAAAUUCACGAAAUAUACCGGGACAUUCUACUCUGUUUUUUAAAGAGAGAUUACGUUAUGAAACAUGAACUUGAAUCAAUAAAUUUCGUCAAUGAAGAAAUUUGGUUAAGAAACGAGCAAAUGUACUUAGGCGUCAGAGUAAUGAAUGAUCUCAAAAAUCUUGAAAUUUCAAGAAGUAAACUGGAACUCAAUAAAUUUUUUAGUGUUUGCCGCAAUUUCCUGGUAACGAGUGCUAAAGAAAUAAAAAAGCGUUAUCGCAUGAAUGACCCCCUUUUAUCAAAACUUCAUAUACUACAUCCUGCGAAUGCUGCAUCGUCAAAAUUUCGAGAAUCUGUUCCUUCGAUAUUUUCAUUAAUCGAGUUACUUCCUAGAGUAGUACAGAUGGACAACAUGAGCUUAAUUCAAAACAUCGAUAAUCAAUGGAGAAAUCUUCCAGCUAAAUUUAAUGAAUUAGAUUUGACUUUACCGAUUGAUAAAUUUUGGAGUGAAUUGCACCUAUGUCAAGAUUAUAGGGAGCUAUCACAAUUCGCAUUAGACACUUUGUGCAUUCCCCAUUCGAAUGCACAAUGUGAACGAGUAUUCAGUCACGUCAAUCUAAUGAAAACAAAAAUUCGGAAUAAAUUGUUGACAAAAACAGUGAAUGGGACUUUGUUGGCUGCACAACAUAUUAAGGAAACUGGAUCAUGUAUCGAUUUCAAGCCAUCUGACGAGAUGUUGUGCAAAUUAAAUUUGAGUAUGUACAAAAGAAUAAAUACUUCGUCUCCCGAGUCUACUGCUGCGCUCAAUGACUCUGAUAGUGAAUAA